UACGGCUGUUGGGCGCAGUUUUACUAAAAUAUUAGUUUUAAUAAAAAACUAGGAUUGGUGCUAGUUAAUAUGAAGUUACGUAUUAUGGUUAUGUUGCUGUAAAAUUUGCGAAAAAUUGACACAAAAGCAGCCUAAAUUUUCAGUAGUAGAAAAAAUGGUUAAUGAUCCUAAUCGAGGUAGCACUAAAGUUUUUAUUCAACGGGAUUAUAGUGAAGGUACUGCUGUGCAGUUUCAAAAAAAAUUUCCUAUUGAGUUAGAAGGUAGAAUACCACGAAACUUAUUUGAUCAAACUAUUCAGACAAUAAACAAAACUUUUGAUGCUGCUGAAAGUCAUGACAUGUAUUCAUUGUUUCAAGGGUUUUGUGCAUGCUUGACAGGAUUCCUUAUCUAUAUUUGCUUUGAUACUCAAUAUGAAAAACACAUGAAAAAGUUAGCUCAGUACAUUCAAGAACAAAAUGAAACUGUAUAUUCUCCAAGGGGUCUAAUGCUAAUAAAUCCAAUGGAACGUGGUCUUCGCGUUAUUGAAAUUCAUAUAUUUGGUUAUAGUAACACUAAGUAGUUUUAUCAAAAUUUCUAAAUACAAACAUCUCUUUGCAUGAACUGCAAGUUAGCUUAAAAAUUCAUGUAUAUAAUUGUUAAACUGCAUUUUCUGUACAUACUUAUAUAAUAUUUGUUUUAAAAUUUAUAAUGAAUAUAAAAAGAUUUUAA
Messenger RNA from Hydra vulgaris (swiftwater hydra), 708 nucleotides. The record is from RefSeq and is a predicted model, not a curated record. Lineage: Eukaryota; Metazoa; Cnidaria; Hydrozoa; Anthoathecata; Hydridae.